AGCACAUACAGAGAUAGAGGAAGGUGAUAAAACAAACCAUGUGUGGUAUACAUUCAUCAAAGCUGCUUCUUCUUCUUGUUCUUUUGUGGAUGGUUUGUGCAGCAGAAGCACAAUUAGGCCCAAACUGCCCAUCAAGUUGCGGCAACGUCAGCAUUCCGUUCCCGUUUGGGACCACCAGGGAGUGCUCCCUCACCCCCGAAUUCCUCAUCAACUGCACCAACCAUGGCCCUUACUUGCCCUCCUACUUAUUGGAAUACAACGACUAUGACUUACAAGUGCUGAACAUAUCUGUGGACGACGCCGAACUCCUUGUUUCGUUGCCGGUAGCCAGUGAUUGCUACUACAACGACACCACAAGCAAGGAACAGGACAAAUUCUUCAAUUAUGAAAUCGAGUGGCAGUUUAAUUUUGGAAAUUAUAGCAUCUCAUGGAGCCGAAACGAGUUCACAACCGUUGGUUGUGACACACUGGGAUUAGUGUUGACACAGGAUUUUUCUGGCGAUCUUAAACCCCAUGUUAAGACAUGCCUUUCUUACUGCGAAGAUCGCCCUGAUGCAAUGACUGAGUCCUGUAAUGGCAGUGGUUGUUGCCGUAGUGACAUACCCAAGGCCGAUGUCAAAGAAGAAGUGUUAACGGGAAUCUCUUAUGGUUUUGAAAACUCGCUACUCAACAACAGUCAUACGAUUGAGUACAGCCCUUGCGGUUAUGCGUUUGUGGCGGAGAAAGGACGCUAUGACUUUAUGUCCGCAGAUCUGAGUAACACGAAGUUGAGCAAUACUCAGUUCCCGGUGGUGCUGGAUUGGAGUGUUGGGAACCAGACCUGUGAAGAAGCCAAGAAGAAUUAUUCCAGCUAUGCAUGUAAAGGGGCAAACACCACGUGUCAGCCUUCAGAGAAGCGUCCUGGUUACCUAUGCAAAUGCCUUCCUGGUUUUCGGGGUAACCCUUAUCACCAGGAUGGUUGCCCACAAGAUAUUAACGAGUGCGAUGGACUCAAUGAUUGCGUCGAACACGCAACAUGCCUCAACUACCCACCAGGAAGCUACACGUGUAAGUGUCCAAAGGGUCUCAAAGGAGAUGGGAGAAACAGUGGAACAAAAUGCCAAAAGCCCAAACCCGACACACAGAUCAUACUCAUAAUUGCAUUGAGUAUUAGUGUGUGUGUGAUAGCCCUACUCGUGGCGUGCUCUUCCAUUUACUGCGCUUUGAAAAAGAGAAAGCUGAUUAAAAUGAAAGAACACUUGUUUCAACAAAAUGGUGGGCUAUUGUUACAACAACAAAUUGCAACACAUCAUCGAGGAUCAACUCAAACAGCUAAAGUCUUCAGUGUGGAAGAGUUAAAGAAAGCCACCAACAACUUCGAUGAAUGCAAUGUCCUCGGCCAAGGUGGUCAAGGAACCGUUUACAAAGGACUCUUAUUGGACAACAGAGUUGUAGCAAUCAAAAUUUCAAAAAUCAGUGACAUUAGUCAAGUUGAGCAUUUCAUUAAUGAAGUGGUUGUACUCUCCCAAAUCAACCAUAGAAAUGUGGUUAAGCUCUUGGGUUGUUGCUUAGAGACCAAGGUUCCGCUGCUUGUUUACGAGUUCGUGCCCAAUGGUACUAUCCAUGAUCAUCUUCAUGGUUAUACACAAAUAUCAUCAAAGCUUACAUGGAAAGUAAGAUUGAGAAUAGCGGCAGAAACUGCUGGAGCCUUGGCUUACUUGCAUUUUGCAACUUCCAUUCCCAUCAUACACAGAGAUGUCAAAACCAGUAACAUACUCCUUGAUCGUGAUCUAACCGCAAAGGUUUCCGAUUUCGGAGCUUCAAGGAUUGUUCCUCUUGAUAAAACACAGAUAACCACAUUGGUGCAAGGAACAUUAGGGUAUCUUGACCCUGAAUAUUUUCACACAAGCAAGUUGACUGAGAAAAGCGAUGUGUAUAGUUUCGGAGUCGUGCUGGCAGAGCUACUUACAGCGAGGAAAGCACUCGCUUUUGAUGUGCCUGAAGAUGAGAAGAACCUUGCAAAACACUUCGUGUUUUCAAUGGAAGAGGGACGUUUACUUGAAAUUGUGGAGAAGCACAUUGUAGAAGAGGCAAAAGAGGAGGCACUUGUUGAAUUUGGCAAUAUUGCAUUGAGAUGCUUGAAGUUGAAGGGAGAGGAAAGACCUUCAAUGAAACAAGUGGCAAUGGAACUUGAGAGACUUAGAGUUGAGGAAUGCGGCAACAACAAAGUGAUUAUUGCAUCCUCAUCUGCCUUUCAUGUUGAAGAUGGGAGUGGUGUAAUAAGUGAUAUUAGUACUGGGGUUGAUGCCUUAAACCUAGAUUCCAUGUCCUUAUUGGGUGGUGGAAGAAGAGAGUACUAUAGUAGAAAACACAUACAGGCUAUGGAGCACUCAUCAAAUCUAAAGCUUCCGCUGAUGCUUCUUGUUGCUGUUGCAGCUCUCUAUUAUUGUGCAGCAGCUAACUGCACACGUAGCUGCGGCUCCGUGAGCAUUCCGUUACCGUUUGGGACCACCAAGGACUGCGCCCUCGCCCCCGAAUUCCUCAUCAACUGCACCAACAAUGUCCCACACUUAGAAGACAAUGACCUGCCUCUGCGAAGCAUCGACGUCGAUCACGCCGAACUCCGCGUUUCAUUGCCGGUAGCCAGUGAUUGCUACUACACCAACAGCAGCAGCAAGGGGGGAAAGUUCUUCAACAAUGAAAUCGAUCAGAGCGUGUUUCUGGGAAAUUAUAGCAUCUCAACGAGCCAAAACUUGUUCACAACGGUUGGCUGUGAAACACUUGGAUUAGUGGUGGGAAGUGAUUCAGAAGCAGAGAGAAUAAAACCGUUUCCUAAGACAUGCUUAUCAUACUGCGACGAACCUCAUGACCCAAAAGAUGGGGAGUGCAGCGGAUCCGGUUGUUGCAAUACUACUAUACCCGGUGCCCCGCCACAAGGCUUAUCGUACAUCUCUUAUUCUUUUGAGAAUUCCAUUUUGAACAACAGUGAAGUAGUCGGCGAUCACUUCAACAACCCUUGCGGUUAUGCAUUUGUGGUGGAAAAAGGAGCCUACAACUUUAACACCACUCAUCUGAACAAGUUGGAGACUACCACGUUCCCAGUGGUGCUGGAUUGGAGCAUAGGGAGCACAAACGACCUCACAUGUGAACAAGCUCGGAACAACCUUUCCACGUAUGCGUGUAAGGCACAUCACGCCACGUGUCACAGUUCCGGCAAACGUCCUGGUUACCUGUGCAAAUGCUCUUCUGGUUUUCAGGGUACCCCUUAUCUCCCUCAUGGUUGCAAAGAUGUUGAUGAGUGCAAGGAAGCCAAUAAAUUUUGCCAUGCCAAAGCAACAUGCAACAACUCUAAUGGGAACUACACUUGUGCGUGUCAGAAAGGGUACAGUGGAGAUGGCAAAAUUCACGGAACUGGAUGCACUCCCAACAGAUCCUUCUCCAAACUCAUCACACACACAAUUCCAUUGAUUGUCAGUUUAAGUAUCUUAGUGCUAUUUGUGGCGAGUUUUAAUGUCUAUUGUGGAUUGAGAAAAAGAAAGCUCAACAAACUUAAAGAACAGUUUUUUGAACAAAAUGGUGGUCUAUUGUUGCAACAAAAAAUUGCUACACAUGGAGGUUCAAUUGAAACUGCUAAAAUCUUUAGCAUAGAAGAGCUAAAGAAGGCCACCAACAACUUUGAUGAGGUCAAGAUCCUAGGCCGAGGAGGCUAUGGAAUAGUUUACAAAGGAUUAUUACAAGACAACACAACUGUUGCAAUCAAAAAGUCCAAAAUCAGUGACCAAAGCCAGAUUGAACAAUUCAUCAAUGAGGUGGUUAUACUUUCCCAAAUCAACCAUACAAAUGUGGUCAAACUUUUGGGGUGUUGCUUAGAGACACAAGUUCCAUUGCUUGUUUAUGAAUUCAUUCAAGGUGGUACUCUUGAUGAUCAUCUUCAUGGUCAGAACCAAUCUUUAAAGCUUAACUGGAAAACAAGAUUGAGAAUAGCAGCAGAAACUGCUGGGGCUUUGGCAUACUUGCAUUCUGCUACUUGUCCACCAAUCAUACAUAGAGAUGUUAAAACUACCAACAUACUUCUUGAUCAUAAUCUCAAAGCAAAGGUUUCUGAUUUCGGAGCUUCAAAGAUUGUUCCUCUUGAUAAAACCGAACUAUCCACCUUGGUGCAAGGGACUGUGGGGUAUCUAGACCCUGAAUACUUCCACACAAGCCACUUAACAGAAAAGAGUGAUGUGUAUAGUUUCGGAGUCGUUCUAGCAGAGUUACUUACAGGACGAAAAGCACUUUGUUUUGAUUUGCCUGAGGAUGAUAGAAACCUUGCAAUGUACUUCAUUUCUUCAAUGAAUAAGGGUCGCUUACUUCAGAUUCUGGACAAUCAGAUAACAAAUGAGGCAAAGCCCGAGCAGCUCAUGGAAUUUGCCAAUAUUGCAAAACGAUGUUUGAGGUUGAAGGGAGAAGAAAGACCUACCAUGAAAGAAGUGGCAACUGAACUUGAGGGACUUAGAAUAAUGGAAAAUCAUAGGUGGGAAAGUGAUAGAUCGUCUUUGGAAGAGACUGAAGAUUUGCUCAAUGCAUCACCAUCAUCAUCAUCAUUGGCUUUUUACAGUGAAGAUAAUGGAUCUUAUGGAAGGGACAUUAUUUCUAGAUUGGAAAGCAUAGUUUACAAGGUUAAGAAUCUUCUAACUCCACCAAAAUGCCAAAAGCUAGAUUCCAUGUCAUUAGGUAGUGAAAGACUAGAAGAUGACAAUGCAAGUUGA
Arachis stenosperma is the source of this 4730-nucleotide messenger RNA. RefSeq lists its product as uncharacterized. Bases 39 to 4730 code for a protein of 1563 amino acids. The transcript has 7 exons. NCBI's taxonomy places the organism in Eukaryota, Viridiplantae, Streptophyta, Magnoliopsida, Fabales, Fabaceae. The record is from RefSeq and is a predicted model, not a curated record. Gene Ontology annotation, cellular component: plasma membrane. Gene Ontology annotation, molecular function: polysaccharide binding; protein serine/threonine kinase activity; calcium ion binding. Gene Ontology annotation, biological process: cell surface receptor signaling pathway; protein phosphorylation.